This is a messenger RNA of Caenorhabditis briggsae, 576 nucleotides long. It is a transcript of the gene Cbr-cdc-42, whose product is annotated as Protein CBR-CDC-42. Gene Ontology annotation, molecular function: GTP binding; GTPase activity. Gene Ontology annotation, biological process: small GTPase-mediated signal transduction. The transcript has 4 exons. Lineage: Eukaryota; Metazoa; Nematoda; Chromadorea; Rhabditida; Rhabditidae. The record is from RefSeq and is a predicted model, not a curated record. Bases 1 to 576 code for a protein of 191 amino acids.
AUGCAGACGAUCAAAUGCGUCGUCGUCGGUGAUGGAGCUGUCGGUAAAACAUGUCUCCUCAUCAGUUACACCACAAACAAGUUCCCAUCCGAGUAUGUGCCGACUGUCUUCGACAACUAUGCCGUUACUGUGAUGAUCGGUGGCGAGCCGUACACUCUAGGAUUGUUCGAUACCGCUGGACAGGAAGAUUACGAUCGGUUAAGACCUCUCUCAUAUCCACAAACUGAUGUCUUUCUGGUCUGUUUCUCUGUUGUCGCUCCUGCUUCGUUCGAGAACGUUAGGGAAAAAUGGGUACCAGAAAUCUCGCAUCAUUGCUCAAAGACACCUUUCCUUCUCGUCGGAACCCAAGUGGAUUUGAGAGAUGAUCCAGGAAUGCUCGAGAAACUCGCCAAGAACAAGCAGAAGCCAGUAUCCACUGAUGUUGGAGAGAAGUUGGCGAAGGAGUUGAAGGCAGUGAAAUACGUGGAGUGUUCAGCAUUGACGCAGAAGGGACUGAAAAACGUCUUCGACGAGGCCAUCCUUGCCGCUCUUGAUCCACCACAACAGGAAAAGAAGAAAAAGUGCACAAUCCUCUAG